Racocetra fulgida is the source of this 143-nucleotide messenger RNA. NCBI's taxonomy places the organism in Eukaryota, Fungi, Glomeromycota, Glomeromycetes, Diversisporales, Gigasporaceae. The record is from the annotation of a GenBank genome assembly.
GAUCUAAAAAUUUUGGCCAAAAAAGUUCUGAUCAUACAUCUUCUGAACAACAUAAAGAUGCAAUAAGACUUGAUGCUGCUGAAACAAUAGUUAAUAACGAAUUAGAACAAAUUACUGAACAAAAUAAAAGUCAUAUAAUUGAA